GUUUUGUGCUUUCAUAAUCAUCGCUACGAGCAACACAGAGCCCUCGCUCUCCCUAGAAUAGAAUACAUUUUAUUUAUCAUGGCUGGUCGUCCUCCUUGUGAUGAACUUACCCUCGCUCAACACGAAAAUAAUGGGUUUGGACCACUCUUAAAGUCUCGCGGUAAAGCUGCAACAAUUGCUUCAGUUGUCAUUACCGUGAUUGGAGGAACGAUGUUACUGUUUGCUGUAAAGGAAAACGAAGAGAGAGAAGGAACGCAUUUCAUAUUAUUUACAGCAGCCUUGCUAACCUUAAGUCUGGUUCUCGGGGAACUUGUGCGAAGAUUUUGCCUGGUAUUUGAAGAGAUUCAACACAAAAACACGAGAUAUGAGGGAAAAUGGGAGCGGGUUUUGAACGCCACUCUUACUUUUAAACAUGGCAAAUGUAUUUUGGUCGCUGCCAUCGCUUCCACUCUAACACUGUUUUUCUUUUUGUUUGAACAUUACGAGGUUUUCUGUCGUCCACCCUAUGCCAUAUUGUUUUCACUCAACUGUUUCGUCGUUCCACAGCUGCUUUUCUUGGUGGGUCUCCGCCAGCCUUCUGCUGCUGAGAGAUCGGAAAUCAACGAACGAGAAAACAAGAACGUUGCCGAAGGACUAGCCUGGGGCUACUACUUUGGGUAUCUGAAGCUGGUGCUGCCAAGGCUGGAACGUCAAAUAGCAAAAUCAGAGAAAUUCCGCCUUCAGAUAAAACACAAAAAGCUUUUCAUCUUAGUACCUAAAUCGUGCUAUAUAUAUAGUGAAAUUGAAGAAGCAGAUUACAGGGUGAAAUGUGCCGGUAAUCUGCCGGAGAUCAAAAUCAACAGGGGAGGAAUUAAGGAGAGGAUUUACAAGCACACAGUACAUCAGGUAGAGAUGCUUCGCCCAGAUGGAACGACAGAGGAAUACCACUUAGUACUGGAAUACGCCACCCCUCUGAUGUCCUUGUAUCAGAUGUCUCAGAAUUCAGCUGCUCCGUUGAGUCACGAGGACCGAACACAUCAGGUGCAGUUAUUUAUUUUGAAACUAACGGAUAUACUGAAUAACUGUGAAGAAUGUAGAGGGAAGUAUAAAUUGGUGCCAAUUUCGGGAGAUGAAACAAGCAAGAUUGCAGAUGUUCUGGUUGGAAUUCAUAAUUCUUUUGAUGAAGAGUUGGACGAGGAAGCUUGUAACUAAAAGAAGCAAGAGAACAGAUCCUUGACUAUUGUAGAGAAAGUAAUACACAUUCUGUAUUGUUAUACAAGUUUUUUUUUUUUCAACGUAUCAAGUUUUAAAAAAUUGGAGCUCUAUAAGUAGUUAAAGCCGAGCCCUAUAAGAAGUUAAAGCGGAAAUCUGUAAGAAGUUAAAGUGGACCUCUAUAAGUAGUUUAAGCGGAGCUCCGCAACUAGUUAAAGAAGUGCGCUAUAAGUAGUUAACUUUUAUCCCCGCUAAAACCUGUAUUUUGGCUUAACUAGUCUGUUUUGGUUCCCUUAUCGUUAACUCCAAAGCAUACAAAGACUUUGACGCCCACUGUUUUAAGAUCCAUAUUUUCUUUAAUCAAAUCAUUUUCUUUUUUUAUGUAAAGCUCUAGAGAAAGAAGAACGAAUUUUUCAAUUCGAGCACCACAACGUCUAUACCGGUCCUAAGUCCGGGGGGGCGGAUCCAGGAUUAAGUCAAGGGAGGUUCGGAGAAUUGUCCGAGGGCAUGCCCUCCCGGGAUACUUUGAAAAUUAGGUCUUCAGAAUCAUGAUUUCUAGCAUUUUGAGGGAAAAUGUUACGGGGUCUGACUGAACCACCCAAACCACCCCUGGAUCCGCCCCAGGUUCGUGGUUCUGACACCACAUUUAAUUUAGCAUUCUAAUCAACGUUAUUUUAACGACUUCCUAGACGCUGUAAAAACGUUAUAUUACGAGCACUUCUAAAAGAUAUCGAGUUUGCAGCUGAAACGAUUGCCAUUUCAUUGUCAACAUCCCCAAAAUGUAUGGUCUUUUUCUUUUCACUUCUGUCUCUCUCCCCUUAACAGGACAAAUAACAUGCACAACCAUAAUUUUCAUUGAAUAACUUAGUUAUCUUUUUCGGUCAAUUUGGUAGCUUUCAGCCUCUGUCUAAAGACUUCUAACAGGUUUUGACAGGUUUCGAUGUUGUUGGCCGUUAUUUAUUUAUAUAUUCAUUUAAACCUUAAAUAAAUAGAUAGAUAACUACGUAAAUUGAAGCUCCCCUAAGGGGCUUUUGAGCCACAAUGCAAACUAACUAAGUGCUUAAAAAUCCCCACUGGCAGGAGGCAGACCAGUGGGCUAUUUACAGAGCGCAGCCGAG
This is a messenger RNA of Stylophora pistillata, 2309 nucleotides long. RefSeq names its product stimulator of interferon genes protein 7-like. The record is from RefSeq and is a predicted model, not a curated record. Gene Ontology annotation, cellular component: autophagosome; endoplasmic reticulum membrane. Gene Ontology annotation, molecular function: 2',3'-cyclic GMP-AMP binding; cyclic-di-GMP binding. Lineage: Eukaryota; Metazoa; Cnidaria; Anthozoa; Scleractinia; Pocilloporidae. Gene Ontology annotation, biological process: autophagosome assembly; activation of innate immune response; reticulophagy.